Messenger RNA from Cyprinodon tularosa, 2840 nucleotides. It is a transcript of the gene wdr36, whose product is annotated as WD repeat domain 36. The transcript has 22 exons. The record is from RefSeq and is a predicted model, not a curated record. Gene Ontology annotation, biological process: rRNA processing. Bases 130 to 2793 code for a protein of 887 amino acids. Gene Ontology annotation, cellular component: small-subunit processome; Pwp2p-containing subcomplex of 90S preribosome. Gene Ontology annotation, molecular function: protein binding. Lineage: Eukaryota; Metazoa; Chordata; Actinopteri; Cyprinodontiformes; Cyprinodontidae.
UUUCCGGUCGGACAGUGUUUCGUGGCGCUCCUCCGUGUGUUGGAUCCUGCGGUCUGCUCCCGGUUGUUCCUCCUACUGUUUGUUUACCGGUUUGUUGUUUGUUUGUUGAUUGUUUACCGGCCUGUAAACAUGCCGCGCGCCGGAAGCUCCUUGUUCUCUGGUUUCCGCGUUCUGGGGCUCUACUCCAACCACGUGCCGCACGCGCUCCGGUACCAUAUGAAGCACCGGGAGUUCUACGUGGUGACGUCAGUGGGCCAAAGCUUUCACACAUUCAACGUGAGCCGCCUCGGGAUCGUCUCUGUCAGUAACAGUCUGGCAGAUGACAUCACGUGCUUGGCGGCUGACAGGAUGCUGGUGUUCGCCGCCAGCGGAACGACGAUCUGCGCCUUCGCUCGGAACAAAGAGGUGGUGAUGCGUUACCAUGGACACAAGCAUGACGUGCGUCUGCUUCUUCCGCUGGGCGAUCAGCUGAUUUCUGCCGACAGCGGUGGCGACGUCAUUGUUUGGGACGUUCAGGGAGGAGAUAUUUACCUACAGCUGAACUUUGACCCCGGCACCUUUGAUGUGUCAGCCAUGAUGCACCCCAGCACGUACCUGAACAAGGUGCUGCUGGGCAGCUCCCAGGGAGCUCUGCAGCUGUGGAACAUCAAGACCAGUAAGCUGUUGUUCACCUUUCCUGGGUGGUCGGCAGCCGUCACCGUCCUGCAGCAGAGUCCAGCAGUAGAUGUGGUCGGGGUUGGCACGGCGACGGGUCGCAUCAUCAUCCACAACAUCCGACUGGAUGAGACGCUGAUGAGCUUCACUCAGGACUGGGGACCAGUCAGCACCCUGGCUUUCAGGACAGACGGCCCUCCGAUCGUCGCCUCCGGGAGUCCUCAGGGACACAUUGCAUUCUGGGACUUGGAGCGCAAGCAGCUCGUAGCCCAGCAGAGAAAUGCCCACAGAACAGCGGUUGCCGCGGCAACGUUCCUGCACGGAGAGCCGUUGAUGGUCACCAACGGAGCCGAUAACGCCAUCAAGGUCUGGAUAUUUGACCAGGAGGGGGGCGGGGCCAGGCUGCUCAGGUGUCGUCAGGGCCACAGUGCCCCUCCCACCACCAUCCACCACCACGGCAACGAUGGAAAGAACAUCCUGAGCGCAGGUCAGGAUGGGACACUGCAGUCCUUCUCCACUGUACACGAACGCUUCAACAAGAACCUGGGUCACGGAUCUAUAAGCAAGAAAAAGGAGAAGAACAAGAAGAAGGGGCUGGCCUACGAGGAGCUGCGUCUUCCUGCAAUCACAGCUUUUGCAUUUGGUGUGACCCGUCAGUCGGACUGGGACGGGAUCGUGGCCUGUCACCGAGGCCGCCUGACCGCCACCACCUGGAACUACCAGCGCUGCACCAUGGGAGCUCAUCAUCUAAAGCCUCCAGCUGUCAGAAGGGAUGCUGUUGCCACGGCUGUUGACAUCACUUCCUGCGGUAACUUUGCUUUGAUUGGCUUGUCCUGUGGCCGUGUGGAUGUCUAUAACCUGCAGUCUGGUCUCCACCGCGGUUGCUACGGUGAUGAUGAAAAAGCUCACAGCGGCGCGGUGCGAGGCGUUGCUGCAGACACGCUGAACCAGCUGACCCUCACCUGCGGCUCCGAUUGGCUGCUGAAGUUCUGGCGCUUUAAGACGAGGAAGCAGGAGGAUCAGCUUAAGCUGAGUGCUUCGCCGGCGAGCAUGAGGCUUCACAGGGACAGCGGGAUGCUCGCCGUGGCGCUGGAUGACUUCACACUAGCCGUCGUCGACAUUGAAACCAGACGGAUCGUCAGGAAGUUUGCAGGUCACCACGGCAACGUAACAGACAUGACCUUCAGCCCUGAUGGCCGCUGGCUGGUUACCACGGCGAUGGACUGCACCAUCAGGACCUGGGACCUCCCCUCUGGCAGUCUAGUCGACUGCUUCCUGGUUUCCAUGGCGCCCGUGGGAGUUUCCAUGUCACCGACAGGAGACUUUCUGGCUACGGCUCAUGUGGACAGUCUGGGAAUUUACCUCUGGAACAACAGGAGUCUGUGCGGCCCUGUGGGGCUCCGCCCCCUCCCAGCUGACUACCAGCCAGUUGAGGAGACGCUUCCUGGUGUCUCUGCGGAGGAGGCUGCAGAGGAACUGAAAUCAGAGGAGGUCGAUGAUGCGUACCAAUCGGCUGAGCAGCUCGGGGAGCAGCUGGUGACCCUGUCGCUGAUGCCGGAGUCCCGAUGGAAAAGUCUGCUCCACCUGGACACCAUCAGGAAGAGGAACAAACCUACAGCGCCCCCUGCUGCCCCACCCACCGCCCCCUUUUUCCUGCCGACCGUUCCUGGUCUGACACCUCAGUUUGCGUUGCCCCCGACAACCAAAGAGGACACACAGUCCAAGGUGCUUCGAUGGGGGUCGCUGGCUCAGAGGUCUGAGUUCGGUUCUGCUUUGGAGUCCGCACUGGAGUCUGGAUCAUUCGAUCGGCCGCUGCAGAUCCUGAAGGAGUGUGGGCCGUCCGCGGUUUCCGUGGAGCUUACCUGUCUGACAUCAGAAGGAGGCGGAGACAACAACCUCCUGCUCGGCUUCAUCCACAUGAUUGACAGGAUGCUGGCUAGUGGGCGGGACUUCGACCUGGCGCACGCUUACCUGGCUCUUUUCUUGAAGCUUCAUCUGCGCACGUUGUCGCAGGAUGCCGUUGCCAUGGAAGCGCUGAUUCAUCUCUCCUCCAGACUGGAGUCUGGGUGGGCGGAGCUUCAAGGAUCGUUUAACCAAUCAUUGUGUCUGCUGUCGUACACAAAGAGUGCGCUGCUGUGAAGUGCACAGCGUUUGUUUUUGAUUAAAGUUUUUCCUGUUUUUGUAUC